AUGCCUGGUGAAAUUCGGACUGUCUGCAAGGUCGACCUUGACAAGCCUGCUAGUGAGCAGUCUCAGCUUCAUAAUAGAUGGCACCCAGACAUCCCCUUUGCGGGCAAGAUCAAGGAUGGCGAGACCGUUAAGAUCGAGUGUGUCGACUGGACCGGCGGCCAGAUCAAGAACAAUGACUCUGCAGACGACAUGAGAAACGUGGACUUGACGAAGAUUCACUAUCUCUCCGGGCCGUUUGAAGUUGAAGGCGCACAGCCGGGCGAUGUCCUGCUUGUUGAGAUAAUGGACGUGCAACCCUUCCAGGACCAGCCAUGGGGGUUUACAGGAGUGUUUGACAAGAGCAAUGGAGGCGGGUUCCUGGACGAGAUCUAUCCAUCAGCCGCAAAAGCCAUCUGGGACUUCGAGGGCAUAUACUGCACCUCCAGGCACAUCCCCCACGUCAAGUUCGCCGGUCUCAUCCACCCGGGCAUCCUGGGCUGUGCCCCCUCUCCCGAGGUCCUGGCGACAUGGAACGAGCGCGAGGGCCAGCUCAUCGCCAGCUCCAAGCUCGAGGGCCGCGACGUCGCGCUGCCGCCGCUGCCCCACAACUGCCACCCGGGCGGUGUCACCACGUCCGAGGUGGACCUCACCGAGAAGAUCGGCCGCGAGGGGGCGCGCACCGUGCCCGGCCGGCCGGAGCACGGGGGGAACUGUGACAUCAAGAACUUAUCGCGCGGCAGCAAGGUGUACCUCCCCGUCCACGUUGACGGCGCCAAGUUCAGCGUUGGCGACUUGCACUUUAGCCAGGGCGACGGUGAGAUCAGCUUCUGUGGGGCGAUCGAGAUGGCCGGCGUCAUCACGAUAAACUUCAAGGUCCUCAAGAACGGGCUCGCGGACCUGGGCAUGAAGAGCCCCAUCUACGUCCCCGGCCCUGUCGAGCCGCAGUUCGGCCCGGGCAGGUACAUCUACUUCGAGGGCUUUAGUGUCGACCAGCACGGGAAGCAGCAUUAUCUUGAUGUUGCUGUUGCUUAUCGGCAGACUACGCUGCGCGUAAUCGAAUAUCUCCGCCGCUUUGGCUACAGUGACUACCAGAUCUACCUCCUGCUGUCGUGCGCGCCGGUCCAGGGCCACGUCGCGGGCAUCGUGGACAUCCCGAACGCAUGCACCACCAUCGGCCUGCCGAUCGACAUCUUCGACUUUGACAUCUCGCCGAGCGGGCCAGCGAAGAAGCUGGACAUGGGCACGUGCGCGUUCGAGACGGGCGUCACGGAGGGCAAGGUCACGGCCGGUGGGGAGAACAGCGAGCACAGCUACGGCGGCGGCCUCACCUACAAGUCGUGA
Molecule: messenger RNA, 1320 nt
Organism: Diaporthe citri
Lineage: Eukaryota; Fungi; Ascomycota; Sordariomycetes; Diaporthales; Diaporthaceae
Exons: 7
Coding region: 1-1320 (439 amino acids)
Molecular function (GO): hydrolase activity, acting on carbon-nitrogen (but not peptide) bonds, in linear amides
Source: RefSeq, a predicted model, not a curated record